This is a messenger RNA of Schistocerca nitens (vagrant locust), 1081 nucleotides long. RefSeq lists its product as uncharacterized. Lineage: Eukaryota; Metazoa; Arthropoda; Insecta; Orthoptera; Acrididae. The transcript has 6 exons. Bases 25 to 543 code for a protein of 172 amino acids. The record is from RefSeq and is a predicted model, not a curated record.
ACGCCCCAAAAGGAAACUACGACGAUGUUUUGGCCGCUUCUCCUGGUGCUGCCACUGCUGGCCGAGGGUGCUUCCUCAGGCAGUGUGGGCUGUGUACUGCCAGCUGCCUCCACUGAGACGUUCUACAUGACUACCGAGGAGAAGCCGUGGUACCAACAGUACCAGUACCAGGUACCCGGCCUGUUUGACCUGGGCUGCGUCACGUACGUCCAGUCUCCUGGGGAGAGCGACACCGAGAUGUAUCUCACUGGGAACUUCAGUAAGGCUCCUCUAUUUCCUCUGAACAGCAAUGUGUCAGUCAUCGGGAACAAGCUGGACAAGGUCUACGAAGGCGUAUGGGAAUCUUUGCUGAGCGGACCGUACAACGUGGUGUACUCACACGAGGACUUCAUCAUGGACCACUACUGUUUUCUAGGAUACGAAGUGGCCCAAAUCUUCACAACUGUCAAGGAACCCAGCGACGAGUUGAUGGAGCAGAUCUGGGACGUUGUCGAUAAUCACACUGAAGUAGACAGGUCUAAAUUCACUAAAGUGGUCUGUUAAUGCUGUACAUGUGAUCAAAAAUUCACUACACUUCUGUAUAAAAUUUGUUUAUCACCGUAAUGUUUAAAUUCAUAUGUCACUAAUUAAAGAUGUUAAGUAAAAAGGAUUAUUGUGAAUUAUUGGAACUGUUUAUAAUUAGGUGAAAUUUCGAAAUACCCUUGAUAUAGAAUCGAAAGGACUAUGAUAAAAGGACUGUUAAUUGUGACAUCAGAUACAGAGUCGGGAAAAAUUAACUUUUACAUACAAAAUAUUCGCAAUAUACAUCAAAAUUAGGUAGGGAAGUAUACAUUGGAAGUGCGUUAUUCCUUUGUUUAGCGUCUUUAGAUUUUGGAGGUUAGUAGCUCCCCUUGACUUGGUAUCAAUUAUUCCGUUAAAAAUGUUUACGUAUUACAAACCUGGUGAUGCAAUGAAAUGUCUUGAGUGUGCUUUGGAGAUCAAUUGGAAAGUGUUUUCCAUAAUCUAGAAGUCUUUGGUCAUCUCUGAUAGUCUCUAUUAUAGUUAUAACAAUGUGUCAGCAAUAAAAAAUGUUGAAAAUGUG